Molecule: messenger RNA, 1599 nt
Organism: Oncorhynchus keta (chum salmon)
Lineage: Eukaryota; Metazoa; Chordata; Actinopteri; Salmoniformes; Salmonidae
Product: perforin-1-like
Exons: 4
Coding region: 211-630 (139 amino acids)
Source: RefSeq, a predicted model, not a curated record
CACUAUGUAGGGAAUAGGGUGUCAUUUGGUACAAAGCAUCUGUGUUGAGGGUAUAUUGUGGAUGCACAGGUGAGGUCUUUAUAAACAGUGAGAGGGCAUAGGAAAAACCAGAAGUGGUUGUUUCCCCCUGAGGCAGACAGACUCGUCUCCAGACUCUACAGAACACAGUUGUCUUCCCUCCACGGAUCAAGCCCUAUCAGACUGAGAGACAUGUCCUCCUCCUCUCUCCCGUGGUGCCUGCUGGUGGUGUGUGUUCUGACUGUGGUCCAGAUCUAUGCAGCAGAGGAACCUAAAGUCCUCAAGGUGUUCAACCUCCAUGCCACUGACCUGCACAGCAGCCUGCUAGGGACCCCUGAUGCCUACGUCGAGGUGUUCAGAGCGCACGGCUUUCUCGGGAGGACAGAGGUGAAGAACAACAACCACGACCCCAGCUGGAAGGAGGAGUUCAGCUUCCUCAACGCCCGUGAGAACAACAUCUUGAGGUUGGAGGUGUACGACAGCGACAUCAACACCAACGACCUGCUGGGGACCUGCGAGCGCUCCAUCAAGAUCGGAACUUGGCAACAUAAAUGUUUCCUGAAGACAGGCGGGAUCCUGAACUACUCCUACACCCUAGAGCCUCUACAGUAGACCCUGUACUACUCCUACACCCUAGAGCCUCUACAGUAGACCCUGUACUACUCCUACACCCUAGAGCCUCUACAGUAGACCCUGUACUACUCCUACACCCUAGAGCCUCUACAGUAGACCCUGUACUACUCCUACACCCUAGAGCCUCUACAGUAGACCCUGUACUACUCCUACACCCUAGAGCCUCUACAGUAGACCCUGUACUACUCCUACACCCUAGAGCCUCUACAGUAGACCCUGUACUACUCCUACACCCUAGAGCCUCUACAGUAGACCCUGUACUACUCCUAUACCCUAGAGCCUCUACAGUAGACCCUGUACUACUCCUACACCCUAGAGCCUCUACAGUAAACCCUGAACUACUCCUACACCCUAGAGCCCCUACAGUAGACCCUGAACUACUCCUACACCCUAGAUCCUCAACAGUAGACCCUGAACUACUCCUAUACCCUAGAGCCUCAACAGUAGACCCUGUACUACUCCUACACCCUAGAGCCCCUACAGUAAACCCUGCUACUCCCACACCCUAGAGCCCCAUACAUAAACCCUGUACUCCUCCUACACCCUAGAGCCCCUACAGUAAACCCUGUACUACUCCCACACCCUAGAGCCCCUACUGUAGACCAUGUACUACUCCUACACCCUGGAGCCCCUAGCCUAGAGUAGAGCCCCUCCAUCAACUACUGUAAGCCAACAAUACUCAGCUAGAGUAGCUAGACCUCCUCCUCCAUUGUCUGACUCCUCAUCUGUUACAUGUCUUUCUCAUUCUCCUGAGCUGAAUUCUAGGCUCCUCUUGUCCUCUCUAGGUUUCUUCCUAGGUUCUGGCCUUUCUAGGGAGUUUUUCCUAGCCACCGUACUUCUACACCUGCAUUGUUUGCUGUUUGGGGUUUUAGGCUGGGUUUCUGUACAUCACUUUGUGUCAUCAGCUGAUGUAAGAAGGGCUUUAUGAAUAAAUUUGAUUUGAUUGAA